AUGAACACUACCGCCAUUGAAGCCAAUGCUAGUGACAAAGAUGUAUGUCUCGUUGAUAGUGCAUCAACUCAUACAAUACUCAAGGAUAGAAAGUAUUUUUCGAGUUUGGUAUUUCAAGAAGCCAAUGUUCGUACAAUCUCAGGUAGUACAAAAUUGAUUGAAGGUUCCGGAAAAGCUGAUAUGGUAUUACCUGGGGGCACAAAGUUACAUAUUAAAGAAGGUCUAUAUUCUAGCAAAUCUCAUCGCAAUUUGUUGAGCUUUAAAGAUAUCCGCCAGAAUGGGUAUCAUGUUGAGACAAUGAGUGAAGGAAAUAUAGAAUAUAUUUCCAUCACAAGAGAGUGCUCAGGAAAGAAGCACACUUUAGAAAAGCUACCUGAGUUAUCUCAAGGUUUAUACUACACGCAUAUCAGCAUGAUCGAAAUGAACGCAAUUGUGAACCAAAAAGGUACAAAUUACGAUGAGUUUAUAAUUUGGCAUGACCGGUUGGGCCAUCCCGGAUCAUAUAUGAUGCGAAAAAUAAUUGAGAGCUCUUGUGGGCAUUCAAUGAAAAGCAGGCAAAUGCCCCAACCUAAACUCUCAUUUUGUGCUGCUUGUUCUCAAGGAAAGUUAAUUAUUAGACCAUCACCAGUGAAAGUAAGAAAUGAGUCUCUUGGAUUCUUAGAACGUAUACAAGGUGAUAUUUGUGGACCAAUUCACCCACCAUGUGGACCAUUUAGGUACUUUAUGGUCCUAAUUGAUGCAUCAACUAGAUGGUCACAUGUGUCGUUAUUAUCCACUCGUAACUUGGCAUUUGCAAGGCUACUAACUCAACUAAUUCGCUUGCGAGCACAUUUUCCUGAUUAUCCAAUCAAGAAAAUUCGUCUUGAUAAUGCUGGUGAAUUUACUUCUCAAACUUUCAAUGACUACUGCAUGUCAAUGGGAAUUGAUGUUGAACAUCCUGUAGCUCAUGUUCACACACAGAAUGGACUUGCAGAAUCAUUCAUCAAGCGUUUACAAAUGAUUGCAAGACCAUUACUUAUGAGAACAAAACUACCAAUUUCAUGUUGGGGGCAUGCUAUUCUACAUGCGGCAACACAUAAUUCGCAUCAGGCCAACAAGCUAUCAUAA
Linum tenue is the source of this 1107-nucleotide messenger RNA. The record is from the annotation of a GenBank genome assembly. Lineage: Eukaryota; Viridiplantae; Streptophyta; Magnoliopsida; Malpighiales; Linaceae.